AAUCCGUGUCCAUCGAAAUAACCCGUUUCGCAUCCGUAUUCGGUAUUCCGUGUUCAGUGUUCGCGUCGCGGUUCGUUGAGCUGGCAGCCAAAACUGUCGGUUUAGUUGCGCCAUCGCCAUUAUCUAUAUGCCAACAUAGCAGAACUCGGCUGCAGAUUGCAUCCCAUAUCCGCGGAACGUGUCGCCAUCGCCACCGCUGGCCAUGUGAACUGUAAGGCAAACAAUUUAAAGUUGUAAAAAUCAAUUAAUAACCAAUGAAUAUAAAUCCGAAAAGCAAUUAAUGUGAACGAAGGAAUUUAAAUAAGUCCAUAACUUUAACGAUACAUAUCAAUGUUAGUCUGAUUUUCCAUUAAUACCAUUAGCUUAUUAAAUACCCAUAUACACGGCAAAAUAUUUAAAGUGCUAAGAUUCUUUAAAAAUUACCAAGUUUAAAGCAGAGCCUAGAGCAAUUAAAUCGAUUUGGAAUUCUUAGAAAACAAGUGAAGCGUUGAAAACGAGACCCGGUGGCAAAAUAAAUAUUUAAUUAAAUCGACUGUGUGUGCAAAAGGAUGCAAUUUAAUUGAAUGGAUAUAACGAAUCACGCGAGUUUUCCUGAAAAAAAAACCUCAAAAACACGCACAUCCGUGUCGCGCCAAAUCGCUUUGUCAUGUAAUGUCUUUAUGUCCUCGAGCGGAUCAAGUGCUUAGGCGAUAAGGAAAAGCAGCUGGAGCGGCUGGCUCCUUUACGGAUUUCCGGAUUAUAUGCAUAAAUGAAAGCACGCAUGCCACGGCCGUAAGCCAAAGUUUCAAGGGGCCUAGGAUUCCAUCGCACAGCGGAUUAGCUGCAACAUAAAGCCACACACACGUACACACACACAAAGGUCCUGAAUAGAGGCAAAAAACGCGAAGAAGCAGCAGGAAGCUGGGAUUUGGUGCCCUCCAUGACGUCAACUGUGUGUAAAUGGGCAAGCAAUUAAGCCGUUAACGAUGUGCCCGCUCUCAAAGGCGCCACGCAGGACCUCCAGGACCUCCACGAACUUCAGCACCACCCCGAUCCAGAAAGCGAUAGAACGCCAGAUAGAGUCCUUUACGAGCACAAGCGAACCAAUAAAAAAUGCAUUCAGCCGCGCUGCGUCCAAUGUCGCUGAUUAAUUCCAACUGAACAGUAGACAACGUCCGCUGAUAUCUGGAUUCCAUUUGUACUACAACCAAUGACAACAUGCUGAAACCGUUCGCCGUGAUUAUCGGAAUUUUUUAUUUAGGUUCCACCAUUAAGGGCGUCGUGGCCAUCCUGAACUGUAUCCUAGCACGUCAGCUAUGCUUCGAGGAUCCCUCAUGUUCGGCCAUUUUGGAAAUAAUACCGCGCGUCUGCGGACCCAUUCCAGUGUCCUGCAGCACAGUGACGGUGACCAAGUGUCAGGCUGCCCUGCGCACCCUGCAGGCCUUCCAGUUCUUCCGGCCCACCUGCCUGUGCAAGGAGCCCGGAAUGGAUCCGGACUGCAAUCACUUUCGGGACUUUCUCUUCGAUCAUCCAUGCGGAUUUGUGCUGAAGAAAGCCGAAAAGGAUCCGUACCCCAUUGAUGCCCUACCAACUUGCAACCAUGCACUUUCCGUCUGCCAACAGGAACGCAAAUGUCUAAAGCUCUUCGAGGACUUCAAAACGCAUUGCAAAGUGCGCGACAACAAAUGCAAAAUGGAAAACAGGGACGCCUGCCACGACUCCUGGACCAACCUGCGGCUGUCGCCCAUGUUCGGAUGCAUCUGCCCGAAUAACCAUAUGAAAAAGCGCUGUGAUCGUAUCUUUAAUAUUGUUAAUCACAAUCCGUGCGUGGAUAGACUAAUAUUUUUCCCCAACGGUCUGCCGAAAUUGAAGCAGCCGAGACCGAAAGAAAAGCCGCGGCCAAAACCAAAAGCGAAAUCCAAACCCAAGCCGAGGCAGAGGCACCAUGGCAUGAAUGGCACGGAGCUCAUGACCAACAAUAUCGAGUACCACGACGAGCCCAACGGAUUGAGCGAUCCGGAGGACGAGGCCAAUGAGACCGAGGACGAGGAUCCCGGCGGCCAUGGGGAUGAGGACGAGGACGAGGAGGACGACGACUAUGACGACCGCAUACGAGCCGAGAUUUAUUCGAAUUACCCGCACUACCUGCAUCCGCCGUCGUGGGGCAUCAACAAUCCUCUGGUCCUGGCCUCGCACAGUCCGCACACUCUGGACGACGACGACGACGUGGUGGUGGAGGUGGUGGCCAACAAGAAGCCGCCGCCAGUCACGGUACACCACCACAAUGACGAGCUGGACCACGACGUGGUGGUGGUGGUGGAUGCCGGGCCGCACUCCCACUCGCACCCACACUCGCACACCUUCUACAGCCACGGCGAUCAGAGCUCGACGACGGGAUCUGGACUUCCGGGUCCCGCACCCACGAUUCCCAGCCCACCUAACACUGGCACCAAAAUGCACAAAACAGCACCACUCGGCGAUUUAGUUGCCGGCAGCGAUAUAACCCACCGCACCUACACAGGACCCUCCAUGGACGAACGAGGUGGUCAGGAUGUCGAAGUUGACCUCUCAACGGAAAUAAUCAAGCAACACUUUCAGAGUACCUGUCAUACGGCAUUGGACACCUGCCGGGAAGAUCCGUCCUGCUCAUCGUCGUUGCAGCCAAUGCUGACGCACUGUGAGCUGCACCGUUGCAAUCGCAACGCGUGCAUGUCCUCGCUGCAGGCCUUCUACAAGGGCCCCCACGAGGACCUCAAUCUGGACAUCGCCUUUUGUCUAUGCAAAAAAACAAGCAGCAGCCAGCAGAACGGCAAUGGCAAUCGGCACGACAUGUGCAUGAUUGCACAGGAAAAACUGCAUCCAGUGUGCGCGCAGCGACCGCCCGAUAACAGUAAUCCGGCCACCUCCAAUGGCAUUUACUACCAUCCACCGCCCGCCUGUCACGUGGUCGCCGACAGCUGCAAGGAGGACCGCGAGUGCAGAUUAAAGUUGGAGUAUUACGAGCAGGCCUGUGCGGUGGAUAGCGUGACCAAAAAAUGCGCCGGCAGACCCAGUGGAUGUCGAACAGCCAUGAUUGGCAUUCUGGGCACCAUGUUGAGGACGACCUGUGCCUGCCAAGGAACGGAUCCCCAGCACCUGUACCAGUGCGUUGGAUGGCGGCGUCUGCUGUGGAUGAACCCAUGUGUGGUUGAGGCUCAAAAGGACUUCCAUAUGAAGCGAUUGGCUGAGCUCGGUUUCCUCACCACCACAACAACAACAACCACCACGACGACGACAACAACGACGACGACGACCACGCGGGCACCACCACCUCCGCCUCCGCCCACCACGACAACAACUACGACGACCAGCAUGCAGCCGCGGCAAACGCCAAGGAAGCCUGCGACGCACAUCUUCAAGGACGUAAUAACGGCAAAAGAGAAAUCGGAGCCAACAUCGGUGGAACACAAUUAUCUCGAUCCGCCCGAUUCGAUACCGCUGCCCAGCGUGAAUGUCGAGAGCGGCGGAAAUGGCGGAAAUGACGAUUAUCACAACGGCAACGGCAAUGGACACGGAAAUGGAAAUGGCAAUGGUAACGGCAGACGUAAAAAUGGCGGAAAGGGACGCGGCGGCAGUGUAGAUUUCGAUGAUCCAGUAAUUUUCGUCGACCCAAGGGAAACAACAGAAUUUGUGGGCAUCAGCAUCACAGAGCCGGUAACCACAACAACCACAACAAUGGCCACCACGACAACAACACAGCCGCCAAGAAACUGCGUUGUCCAGCGACCACGUCAGUCGGAUCAACUUAUUCGGGAAGGCAGCAGCAAGCGAAUCUACUCCUUGGACGACGUCGAGUGCAGUGAGCUGUGCAGCUGCGGCGAGUCGCUCAUCCUCACCUGCCACGCCCUCUGCGUGCCAUUCGCCCCGUGCCGCACCGCCCUCGCCUUCUACAGCCACGCCUCCCCCGCCUACCAGGCGUUCCGCGGACGCUGUUUGUGCUACUCGGGCCGCUUCAUCUGCAUGAAGCCGCCGCUCGGGGAGUACAUUCUGCCAGGUGGGAUAUUCCUGCUGCUCGGAUACAGUGCCGCGGAUGAGGCGCUGCUGAGGCCCCACACCAACCUGGGGGUGCAGGAUGCCGUGCGGGCCCUGCAGCAGUACGUAACCACAUACAUCGAUAAUCAGACGCAGUGCACCCUCACGCUGUUCAAUAUGACCGAGGAGAACAUCAUCAUUGCUGCGCGGCUGCCGCACGACGGCAAACUGAAGGAUAUUGAGCUGCUGCGUAAGGAGAAGGACGAGUGCACCGCGAUACUGAAGACCAUCAGUCAUCAAAUCAAUAGCGAGCACAGCGAGCUUCAAUCCCACCGACUGCUGAGCAUUUUCAAAAUGUCCGAAGUCGAGGUCGUUUGGCCCGAGAGCACAAGUGCGGCGGCCAGAAGUGGACAUGGUCCUGGCCAGUUUGCCGGAUGCCACCGGCUGCUCUACGCGGCCAUGCUCGCGCUGGCGUAUCUCUCCAGCUGGACAACGCUGCGUAUGAGCGAUGUGGCGACAUGACAGCCGCAUAGCUGAAGGAUUAGAGCCAGGACAAUUGCAUAACUGUACGUAGUAGAUAUUUGUAGGGUGGGAUAAACAGUGGGAAAUGCGCCAGGCGAAAUGCGAUACAUGAAACGAUAGCGAUUACCACAAACUAUAAAGAUAUGGUGCAUACUCUUAGGCGCCGCACAUGGCAUAGCGUAUUCAUAAUGUGUUGUAUACAUCUAGUGGCUAGUUAUGUGUUUAGCUGCGAUUUUCGUGAAGCUUUGUUGUUGAUCUUUAAGGAUGUUGCUGUCUCUUUUGAUACGUACAUACAUAUGUGAAGCAUUACGGGAUAUACACACAUACAAAGAAAACUCGUAGGACAUACGCCUAGAACUCAUCUAGAUUAAUCUAUAAUUUAAUGUGAAAGGAAACUGCUGUCUACAUAAUAAUAUUGUUAGCCGAUAACAGAGGCACAAUCGAUAGUUGGAUUUGAUGUGGCGUGUACAUAGAAGGCAUAUGCAUUAAGUACUAUCCGUAGCUAGAGUUUUAUACGGUAAAGAAUAAUAAGAUUUCCUGUCCGUCUGUCCAUACAUCAUUAUCGCACCCAAACACACACACCUUGCAUCGCUCUUAUUGUUAGCUCUUUGAGCUCUUAGCCGCCUCAAUUAAAAAGAAUUAUUACCCGCCUUAACUGUGCUUACUUUGUUAACGGAUGUGAGUGCCUCUUCUGGAUAUGCCAGUUCUCUUUUGAUUUUUAAUUACAAUUUAAUGUGGCAUGGCAUCCGCCUUUACGCUUUUCCAUCUGCCUUCUGCCGGGCAGACAAAUAAUAGUCAGGCGUGCGAAUGAACUCAUUUAACGCAUUCACAUUCGCAUUCGCGGCUGAGCGUGCAAAACUUUAUUGUUAAUUUAUUUCAUAGUUUUCCGUUUCGUUUGGAGGUGCGAAAACAAUUACGGUUUCAUUAUCAAUUAUGCGUUAUGCAUUUCGAUUGUUGCCACAAUUUCACCGGGCGGCUUUCACCUCGACCUCGCCUCGUUUCAACAGGUUUCAUUGCUUACCCCGGAAUCCAGAAUCCUGAAUCCUGAUUACCGUUUCAGUUCGCUGUACAUACUCUUACCACUUUGAACUCAAUUUACGUAAUUAAAUACUAACAGUACAUAUCAAUAUGAACACCUAAACGAGUUUUACACGGAAGCGAAAUUCUUACAAUGUCCCUCGAUUGCUCGAAUCUUUUGUACAUAGUUCUUUAUACCACUAUACUAUGCAUAAUAUUUACAACGAUAUACAAGAAACAAAAACACUUGGCUAAACCAAACCCUAUGAAAUAUAAUAUAAAUACUUGAUUCGCGUUAAAACAGCAAAGAUGAAUUGUAUAUCAAACGAAACUUCAGUUGAGCCUUAAAUAAAGUAUGCAAGAGCCAGGAAAUAGCUAUUGUAAAUAGGAAUAUUAUGAACACCUGAGUGAAUGGAAUAUCUUUGAAUAACAGUCGAGUGUUUGACUUAAAGACUCACGCUACUCACGCACUACUCACUUUAAGUCUAAGCUUGACCAUUUGAAGGAAAACUUGUAGCAGUGUGAAAUGUGCGCAUAUUGAAAAUGGUCACAAUCAUGAAAAAAUGUCUUCCUUAAUGCAUAUACUCGGCGAUAUGUAUUAUGUUUAUACACAUUAAUAUAUAUAUAUACACAUUCUAACAAAUACCUAUACGAUAUCUGGCAAACCCCUAGCCUGCGCUUCAGUUAGACGAAAGAUAAUGUAAUAUAGACACCAAGGGCUAAACCGUAUCACUAUCGAAUAUCCUUGCAAUUAUAACACUGUUAACACAAAUUAAAUCUAACCGCAACAUAUCUAAGUCAAAUAUACCCCUAAAUAAAUAAAUAAAUAUAUAUAUAUAUAAAUAAUUAUACAUAUGCGUAAAGUUAUAAACGUUAGAGAGCAUUGAAAACUACUUUAAUAGUCUUUAGAGAAAGCAUCGCUUUAACCUAAAAGUAUAUAGGCAGCAUCAGCAGAAAAGUGUAAAGUUUAUUGGAAACCUGCUUCUAGCUAAAUAUUAGACGAAUUUAAGGCUACCCAAACUAAACACUAACUUAUCGGAGCAGCUCGUAGGUCGCUAGGAAUAGGGAAAAUUAGUAGAAUUGUUGGGGCAUUGGAUUUCAGUUCAUUUGCUAUCCUAUCCGUAUCGUUUGAUGGCCCACGAAUGCAGCAACUAAGUCGUUAUAGUUUCGGAUCAUAUCGCUGGCAGGUCGACAGUAUUGUUUCAUCUCAUCUCCUCACUUUUUGGGGUGCGGACAAAGCGUAGCUACAAUGUAAAGUACCGUUAAAGUAAACUGAUAAAUGAAAAGUGAAAAAAUGAAAAAAUGAAAAAACGAGAACCGAAACAUAAACAAUGAUGAAAAUUGCAAAAUAGUCGCAUUAAUGUAAAAAGGAAGCAAAAUGCAGAAGGAAAACUAGCACUCAAAUAGCAAUCUGUAGCAUGGGUACGUGAAUUUGAAUGGCAUCGUAAUGAAACGCAAAGCAGAGCGAAUACUUUGAAAAUUAUGCAUGAGGAAAACGAAAGCCAUACUUCAAGUUUAAAGCUGCAAGUUGAAACCUACAAAGUAAAUGAUAUAUCAAUAAAUAUACGAUAUGUUAGGAAUGCGCACGAGUGCGUGAUUUGUAAGUAAGCGGGCUUUAUGUUAGCGUAUACAACCGAAUUGAGGUAUAAUGGAUACAGAUAAUUUAUAUAUAAAUUAUGAAACAAUGCAAAGCGAAUAGAAACCAAGCGAUACGUCGUAGCAUAUUUGUAAUAAAAACAAUGUAAGUGAAACAACAAGAAGAACAAAUGCGAAAAAAUAAAGAAACCACAA
Molecule: messenger RNA, 7320 nt
Organism: Drosophila mauritiana
Lineage: Eukaryota; Metazoa; Arthropoda; Insecta; Diptera; Drosophilidae
Gene: Gfrl
Exons: 20
Coding region: 1198-4512 (1104 amino acids)
Biological process (GO): nervous system development
Cellular component (GO): external side of plasma membrane; signaling receptor complex
Molecular function (GO): signaling receptor activity
Source: RefSeq, a predicted model, not a curated record